AUGCGGGCGCAGGAGCUGCGGAGGCACCCGUUCUUGGAUGGGCACAAGGAGGGCUGGGGUCUGACAACGGACGGGUGCGACCUGCUGGCCACGACAGGCGACUCGUUCAUCUACCGUUUCCGCAAGAACUCUGAAGGCAUUCUCUACCUUGUCAACAAGGUGAGCGUGAGGCUGGCGGGAGUGGCGGUGAGAAUGCUGAACGAGCUGGAGUACGUCACGCCCAAGAUCUGGGUCCACAAGUGGAUCACCAACCAGGUGUACAGGGUCGACCCUGCGUCUGGUGAGGUGGAGGCUUACAUGGACAUCGGCAGAGUGUAUCGCGGGCCGCAUCGGUGGCGGGGGGACGCCACGCCCAACGGCGUCGCCUACUCGGCGCGCCUGGACCCCGGCCUGCUGCUGGUGACGGGCAAGCUGUGGCCGCAGCUGUUCGCGCUGCGCGUGCCCCCCGAGGACCCCCCCGGCCUCUGCGGCGGCCCCGCGGCCGCCCUCUCGGCGCCCGCGUGCCCGAGCCCCCCGGCCUCCGCGUGCUGGCCACCCGCCGCCGCCGCCCGCGCGGGCGGGGUCGCGGCGGCGCGCGGGGCGCCCGCGCUGCUGCCGGAGUGGGAGCCGGUUCCGGAGCUCCUGGCCCGCGCCGCCGCGGCGCUGGGGCUGGUCCUGGCCGCCGCGUCCGUGGCGCUGCCCGUGCACCUCGUGGCGGAAGCGGUGCCAGCUCCGGCGCCUCCAGCAGCCGGGCCGUGCGGGCGGGGGCGAGCCCGGGCCGGUCCAGCUGGGCGCGAGGCAGCCGUGAGCGUUGCCGCCACGCCCCCCCCCCCGCGGUGA
Prorocentrum cordatum is the source of this 819-nucleotide messenger RNA. The record is from the annotation of a GenBank genome assembly. Lineage: Eukaryota; Dinophyceae; Prorocentrales; Prorocentraceae.